Astyanax mexicanus (Mexican tetra) is the source of this 4463-nucleotide messenger RNA. RefSeq names its product WIZ zinc finger a (gene wiza). Gene Ontology annotation, biological process: regulation of transcription by RNA polymerase II. Gene Ontology annotation, cellular component: nucleus. The record is from RefSeq and is a predicted model, not a curated record. Gene Ontology annotation, molecular function: DNA-binding transcription factor activity, RNA polymerase II-specific; RNA polymerase II cis-regulatory region sequence-specific DNA binding. The transcript has 10 exons. Lineage: Eukaryota; Metazoa; Chordata; Actinopteri; Characiformes; Acestrorhamphidae. The coding region runs from base 809 to 3910 and encodes 1033 amino acids.
UGGGCAGAGUAAGUAAGAGCAGAGUGUGAUGGUUCAAUUAGCAGGGCAAGAGCACAGUUUUGCUCAAAAUAUUGCAAUGCACACAACAUUAUGGGUGACAUACCAUAUCACCGACAAAUGGUUGGUGCACGUCUUGCUGGUGCAUCUGUGACCAAGACAGCAAGUCUUUAUGAUGUAUUAAGAGACAAGGUAUCCAGGGUAAUGUCAGCAUACCACCAAGAAGAACCAACCACAUCCAACAGGAUUAACUGUGGACGCUGUAAGAGGAAGCUGUCUGAAAGGGAUGUUCGGGUGCUAACCCGGAUUGUAUCCAAAAAACAUAAAACAAAUCACGGCAGAAUUCAAUGUGCACCUCAUCUCUCCUGUUUCCACCAGAACUGUCCGUCGGGACAAUACAUUACUGUGGUCUAAAACCAGGUGUUUCAGGUUAAUUGACCCACUAAAGAAAAAGACUGACUAAAAUGUAUUCAUCAUUGUUUAUUUAUCAUCAAUUUAACGUAUUUAUGUCAAAUGAAUUAAGCAUGUGGACAUGUGGUGGGACAGAAUUAUGACUCAGUAUCAGGCACUUUAACACCUGAUUGACAUCUGUUCAGAAUUCUUGAUUUCUUUAUUUUGUUAUUUAUUCCUCUGGUUAGUAGUAGCAUUACCAUUAGCUUACCCCACUGCUUCUUCCAGAGGUGGCCGCUCGAUUGCUUCUGUCUGGUCGGCGCGAGUUCGACUGCGCCGGAUCGAUGUAGGAGGGCUGCUGCACACUGAAACUAAACAAAAGCACACUCCCACUGUCCAGGGAAAAUAAAGCACUGUAGAAAUGGAGAGAGUUCCAGAAACUGCCCGAAAGAGCACUUCCAGCAUCCCUGUCAGCAUGUUCCAGCCGGGGGCAGAAGACACUGAGAUUGGGGUCCAUUUGUGUGAAGUGUGCGGUGGGGUUUUUGAGACAAAACGUGGACUCUCCAGUCACUGUCGUUCCCACCUGAGGCAGCUAGGUGUGGCUGUGUCUGACAGUAGUGGUGCUCCAAUUGACCUGCUUUACCAGCUUAUCCGUGAGAAAGAUGGAAAACUACCAUUUUCCUCUGGCCAGGACAGUGUGGAUAAAACCCCCACUCACAAAAAAAUCAAAACCACUAAAACCCCCAAGACCUCUACAUCUAAAACACUCCAGACCCCCACCUCUAAAACGCUCAGCACCUCCCAGACCCCAACCCCUAAAACUGUAAGCAUACCCCCGACCCCCACUUCUAAAACCCCCAAAUCCCUAAAAAUCACAAAAACCCUCAGCACCAAAAAGGACUCAGCUACCAAACUCAAGAUCAAAAUUUCCACGCUGGUGAAGAAGAAGUACAGUAAGUCUUCAGCUGCAGCAUUAACAUCGCUAAGCCCUGGCUCCUCACCCUCUGUCCUGAGCCCUCUCAGACUCGCUAAGCCCCGUAAGGUCCCCGCAGAGCCAAAGAAAGUUCUAGCUUCUGUAUCUCCUGCUCCGUCUUCAUCUCUCUCUCUGGCCUCCUCCAAACCCUUGUGGGCUCCUCAGGAAACUGACGCUCCUCUAGACCUCAUGGCAAUGUCAGAGCCCUCACUAAGAAGUGAUGUCCAUGUGUGUGAGCUGUGUGGAGCCUGGUAUGAGACUCGCAAAGGACUGUCCAGCCAUGCGAGGGCCCACCUGCGGCAGUUUGGGGUGGACAUGGACACUAAAGGUUCCCCCAUCGACAUCCUGCAUGAGCUGCUGCAGAAGGAGGAGCAGCAGCAGGCAGGCAGCAUUAGUCCGCUGCACCUUGAUGACCUUGAGAUGUAUUCUCCCUCAUCCUCGCCCACAGGACCUGCCCCCAAACGCCCUCCACCAUCCUCCCCACCGCCCAAGGGGCUACACAGUCCCCCCAUCGGCCCCCCACCCUCAAAAAAACUCAAGACCUCUAAGACAGGGGCACAGGUGCGGACAGGUGUGUUACAGAUAAAAGCACGACGGAAAGGUGAUGCUGUGAAUUGCGUGAGCUGUGAGUUCUGUCAUGAGAAGUUCAAAAAGAGUCAAAGUUUGGCAAGCCACGCCCGCUCUCACCUGCGCCAACUCGGCAUCACUAAUUGGACAGUGCAUGGAUCGCCCAUAGCAGCGCUUAAAGAGCUGAUGGCCAGCCGUGGAGUGACCAGUCUACCUAAACCUCAGGACCAGGACCAGCUUGGUGCCACAACCACUAAAUUGCCUGAAAAGCCCCUUACAUCACCACCCAUGACUCCUCUUACCUCAUCCACAAAAUCACAUGCUUCGCCCACAAAGCCAAGUGUCCCACUCACACUGCCCCGUGCCCUUCCUUUAAAGCCCGUUUCCCCUCCUACAACCCCCCUUGUGUCCACAAAGCCGCAUGCUUCUCCCGCAAAACCCCUGAUGUCAGCAGCCCUGACCUCAAAGCUCACUCCUACUGCAACCACACCCCAUCUGUCCCCAAGUUCCACCCCUGCGUCUAAGUCUCCAGGCUCUGCCUCUCCACGAGUGCCCAAAGCCAGGAAAGGUACGAGGAUGGUGGUUCCCAAACCAAAAGAUGAGCCAGUAGAAAUUGACGUCACCACGAUAGAACCCCCCAAACCUAAAACCACCUCUGUUCCUGUACUAACCACUCAAGGACACAGCAAGGGCCAGGCAAACACAGUGCUGAAGCCAGAUGCGCAGGUGGUACCAGUGCACUGUGAGUACUGCAAUGACACAUUCGACACCCGUAAAGCUCUGUCCUGUCAUGCCCGUGCCCACCUGCGUCAGCUGGGUGUGAAGUGGUGCACUAAUGCUUCACCUAUUGACACCCUGCGUCAGCUCGUGGUCAGGGAGGGGAAGCUCCGGGGGUCUCAGGUGAAAUCUGAGCCCCCUGGGAGGAUUGUAAGCCUCUGGAAGAAACCCACCUCUUCUCCCCAAAUGUUCACAUCCUCACCAGUGGAUGGCUUCAAAGAGAAGAGUGACUCAGUGGAUGGAACGGCCUCGGGGUAUGAGGCCACCUGUGCGCUUUGUGGGUUUGAUUUUGAGAACAGAAAGGCUCUGGCAAGCCAUGCCCGUGCUCACCUCCGUCAGCUGGGGGUGGACUGGCACAGUAAUGGCUCACCCAUUGACACGCUAGCGGAAUGGAUGCGGAGGCAGCCGGGGAAGGUGGCAGAGCUGCACAGACGCUACAUGCGGGGUGAACUGCCGCUGGUGGUCAAGAGGAGGAGAUCCUCAUCUUCCCGCUCCUCCCUGUCUGUUCUGGACCCUACUUGCUCUGCAUCAGGCCGGGAGUUCAAAGUUCACACCUCCAGUUCCUCUGCCCACAGGAAACCUUACACCCUACAACACACACCAGCACACACCGCUUCCCGAGGUUGUGAGCGGCGUCCUCCGAAGCACCUCCCCCAUAGUGAUGGCAGGUUGGGGGCGGGACCCCUGAAGCCACGUGUAGGAAACGCACCCUCUCUGAUACCCCGCCCCCCUGAGAGCAGCCUUGUCAAACUGGUGGGAAAAAUUUACUCACUGAAGUGCAGGUUUUGUGAGGAAGUGUUUAAGGGUCCUCUCUCGGUGCAAGAGGAUUGGCUGAUUCACCUGCGGCAGCACAUACUUAACCUCAAAAAGGAAUCUGCCACUGAAUCUGCUACUGAAUCUGCCCCUGACUCUGCUCCCGUUCCUGCCUCUGACUCUGCUCCCGUUCCUGCCUCUGACUCUGCUCCCGUUCCUGCCUCUGCCUCUGCUCCCGUUCCUGCCUCUGACUCUGCUCCCGUUCCUGCCUCUGACUCUGCUCCCGUUCCUGCCUCUGACUCUGCUCCCAUCCUUGCCCCUGACUCUGCCCCCAUCCCUGCCUCUGAAUCUGCCCCUGGCUGUGCCCCCAAUCCUGCACCCACAGCACAGAGUCCCACCCCAACACCCACUCUCACAGACACUGUGCAGCUGAUUGGACCUCAGGCUGUUUAGCGGUGGGAACACCCUUCUUAUUAAGAGCAGCAAAGCUUGAUACAACAGUGAUGUCUUAAGUGCUGCUCAGCAGUGCCCCCCUCAGGAAACUCUAUUAUUAAGGCUCACAAUGAUGAGCUGGACCAACAUUUUACACAUUGUAAAGCCUUUUAACCAAUUUUUAAAGAUUUAUAUUUGAGUUGCUAAUGAAGAUCAUACUACUGAAGAAGAGGAGGAAACGUAUCUGAAUGUAUUUUACUGUCUGAGCUCUUUGAAUUCAUCCACACUUAUGAUCUGUGAUUUAUCCUUUUUUUAUUUUUUGGUUCUUUUAGAUCAACCCCCAAUUGUUUACAGGUGUAGGGGGGUGCGUGAGAGAGUGCGCGUGAGAGAGUGCGCGUGAGAGAGUGCGCGUGAGAGAGUGCGCGUGAGAGAGUGCGCGUGAGAGAGUGCGCGUGAGAGAGUGCGCGUGAGAGAGUGCGCGUGAGAGAGUGCGCGUGAGAGAGUGCGUAAAUGUUUCCCCACAAGUCUGUUGGAUCAUUUGUGACCAAAAAUCUGAAUAAAAUGAAUCAGUUUU